Messenger RNA from Carcharodon carcharias (great white shark), 1817 nucleotides. Its product is annotated as cytochrome P450 2K6-like. The record is from RefSeq and is a predicted model, not a curated record. Gene Ontology annotation, cellular component: cytoplasm; intracellular membrane-bounded organelle. Gene Ontology annotation, biological process: xenobiotic metabolic process. Gene Ontology annotation, molecular function: iron ion binding; oxidoreductase activity, acting on paired donors, with incorporation or reduction of molecular oxygen, reduced flavin or flavoprotein as one donor, and incorporation of one atom of oxygen; heme binding. Lineage: Eukaryota; Metazoa; Chordata; Chondrichthyes; Lamniformes; Lamnidae. The transcript is spliced from 9 exons. The coding region runs from base 1 to 1422 and encodes 473 amino acids.
AUGGUUAAGAAAGCAGCUUGUAUGCUGCUGAGCACAAGUAAAGGCACUUUAGGAUUAAGCAAAGUGGUGCGCAGGGAUCACCAGCCAUCAGAUCACCAACCAGUGAAAGAUGGUAUUGUUGUGCUUGCAGAAAAAUAUGGCAACUUGUAUAAUAUUCGUUUUGGAUAUCAGAAAUUCACAAUCCUGACUGGUUAUGAGACAACGAAGGAUGCAUUGAUUGACCAGGCCAAUACAUUCACUGAAAGAUAUGUUACACCAAUCAAUGAAGCAAGCAGUGAAAAACUCGGUAUUGUUUUCUCAGAAGGUGAAUUGUGGAGACAAAUGCGCAGAUUCACAUUAACAACUCUACGUCAUUUUGGAAUGGGCAAGAAAUCAAUUGAAGAGAAAAUCAUUGAAGAAGCGGGAUUCCUGGUCAAUGUAUUCAAAUCUUACAAUGGUCAGCCUAUCCAACCUCAAAAUACUCUGGACACAGCUACUGCUAAUAUCAUUGCUGUUCUGUUGUUUCAACAACGCUUUGAUUAUGAAGAUGAAUCCCUCAGGAGAUUCUUGACAAUUUUGCACCAAAUGCAAAAGGACAAAUCAAGUCCAAUGGUUGAGAUGAUUAAUGCACUGCCCUUUCUGAAAUUUCUACCUGGACGCCACAAGGGAGUCAUAGAUCAAACAAAGGAAUUGAUGGCAUUUUUGAUUCCUAUAAUUGCAAAGAUUCGUAAGCAGCUGAAUGAAAAUAACGUGACAAACUACACUGAGGCAUUUCUGGUCAAACAGAAAGAGGAAGCAGGGAAUCCGGAUUCCUUUUUCCAUGAGAAAAAUAUGGUCAAGUUGAUCACUGAACUGUUUGCUGCUGGGACAGAAACCACGUCCACCACCCUUCGCUGGGGUCUGCUAUUCAUGAUGAAAUACCCAGAGAUUCAGAAGAGAGUGCAGGAAGAAAUUGAUCGGGAGAUUGGAACCGAGCGUCCCCCCAGAAUGGAAGAUCAGCAAAGGUUGCCCUACACCAACGCUGUGAUAUAUGAGAUUAUGAGGUUUGCCAAUGUCGCUACAAUGAUUACUCGUGACAAUAUCGCUGACACACACCUCAGGGGAUAUUUUAUUCCCAAGAGAAGUCACAUCAUAAUUGUGCUUUCGUCAGUUCUACGGGAUAAAACUUACUGGGAGAAGCCGGAUGAAUUCAACCCGUCCCACUUUCUGAACUCUGAGGGGAGACUUGUUAAGAGAGAGGCUUUCAUGCCUUUCGGUGCAGGCUCUAGGGUUUGUGCUGGGCAGAGUCUGGCCAAGAUGGAGCUCUUCCUGUUUUUCACAACUUUGCUGCAGAAGCUUAAGUUCCAGGCACCGGCGGAUGUGACAGACCUGGACCUCACGCCUAUUCAUGCACAAAUAUAUUUUCCCAAACCCUAUAAGCUCUGUGCUAUAUCCCGGGAAUAGGAAGUCCAGCAAACGAUUAGACCGCUCCGAUAUUGUGCAUCCGGGAACAGUCCUCCUGAAGAUAAUUGCUUCCAUAUAAUUAGAGCUCAUUUAGUGCUAUGAGACCAAGAGAUUUCUACAUCUAAAUGUUUCAGUCCUUUGCAGGAUAGGAUGUGAGGAAACAACCAUCAUAUGUCCCUUUGGAUACUGUAAAACCUGAUCUCAUGCCAGUGGGAGAUUUACAUUCAACUAAUGAAGCUGCAAUCAUCCUGACAUUUAAAGAGAUGGUUUUAUAUCUUGGUUAGAAUAACUGAGCAAGGAAUUCCAUCUGAAAACUUGCUACUGUAGCCAUGAGGUCUCAGCUCCAAACUGGGGAGAAUUUCUCACUGUAAUUGCAACAGUGGAUUUUCCAAAUC